AUGAUGAUGGAUCAAGCACAUUUUGGAGAAUAUCUGCUCAGGCAACAAAUGUUGCAUGCCGCAUCUUUAAGUAGUUUACAGCAUCGAGUAGGCGCGGACGCUGAGCCUCCCGCGUGUGAGGCGCGGCUGCUUAACGGCGAACUGUGGCGACGCUUCCACGAUAUCGGCACUGAAAUGAUCAUCACUAAGGGUGGAAGACGCAUGUUUCCAUCCCUCCGCGUGUCGCUAAGCGGACUCGACCCUCGCGAGGAGUACUGCGUGCUAUUGGAGCUCUCCCUGGUGGGGCGAAGGCGCUGGCGUUGGGCCGGGGGCUCCUGGGCCGCCGCGGGAGGCGCCGAGCCACAGUCCCCACGCAGGCUGAUGCUGCAUCCUGAUUCCCCUGCUCCUGGACACCACUGGACUGCUAAUCCCGUGUCGUUUAGUAAACUCAAACUGACAAAUAAUACGAUGGAUGCGCAAGGACAUAUGGUCUUAACGUCCAUGCACAAGUACCGUCCACGCGUCCUCGUUGUGCGCGCUCGGGACGCAGCAGCACUCGCUUGGGGAGCUCCACACGCGUCUUUCUCCUUUGCUGAAACGGAGUUUAUAGCUGUCACCGCCUAUCAGAAUGACAGAAUAACGAAGCUGAAGAUCGACAACAAUCCAUUCGCAAAGGGCUUCCGUGCGUGCGGGCAGUCCAAGUGCAAAAGAAAGUCCAUUGAUACUGAUACCAGUCAUCCAGAAACACAGAACGAGCCAACGGAUGCUAAACGCCCUUGUUCGGAUGCUGCAUCAUCAUGCUCUGAAGAGAGUAUGCGUUCAUCUUCACCAAGAUCUCCACCAUUAGUUGAAUCUCCGAAUCCACUCAUCGUUUCGGACAAUUUAAGCCCGCCUCCAACAUUCUAUCCGCCUGAGUUACCAUACAUACCUAUGCCAAUGCCUUUGCCUCUAGGAAUGUGGCCUGCUAAUAUUCCUGGUAGCUUCUUAGGGUCUUCAUGGAGUCCAGUACCCCCUGUUCCUCAAAGUAUACCGUCACCUCCCAAUCCUCCCCCAUGCCGACGUAUCAAGAGCUUUACGAUCAGUGCCCUACUCGGUGAAGGC
Brenthis ino (lesser marbled fritillary) is the source of this 1080-nucleotide messenger RNA. The record is from the annotation of a GenBank genome assembly. NCBI's taxonomy places the organism in Eukaryota, Metazoa, Arthropoda, Insecta, Lepidoptera, Nymphalidae.